CCUUCUUAAGUGUGUCCUUACCAGGAGGCAAUCAAGUAAAAAGAUGUUACCCGGAUAUGGGUCUGAAGGCUUCCUCAACAAGGAUUUAUCCGUCGUUAAGUAUGAGUGGAACCGUCCCAUCAGCGAGAAGUCUGAUCAAAAAGUUCCUUUACAAGCCCUCCCCCAUGGGCUGCCUCUUGACAGCCCCCUCUUCAUGAAGAACGGAAUAGGGUUGGAGUGGUCGAAGAACCGAAUGCAACAGUACAAUGAUGUAUGGGAUAUUUCUAAGUGCCGAGGGAUGGGGGGAAGGGGAAACAGCAUAGACGCACGUGGCCUCGGCUACCCCGAGUACAUUCAAGAUUUGCAGACAAAACAGUCUUUACUUAUGGCAAGGACAAAAGGAAGAGGGAAGAAGUUCGAAGGCAAAGGGGAGAAGACUAUAAGCCAGCCAGAUGCCAACACUGGAGUUAUACCUCCUGCUCUUGUCUCUCCGUGUGAGACUCCUCAAGCCCAUACCUUGUUGGGAAAAAGAAAGGCCAAGAACAAAUGGAAGAGCCUUGGAUUUAUCUUUAUGUGUAAUGCAAGGACAAAACCAGAGUGUUACCGGUACCGUGUUUUUGGCCUUCCUGCAGGAAGAAGGGAAGAUGUAGAGAAGGUCAAGAAAGGCAUGAAACUUUUUCUAUUUGAUUACGACGUGAAGCUUCUCUAUGGUGUAUAUGAGGCAACCUCUGAUGGACAAAUGAACUUGGAACCUUCUGCUUUUGGAGGAAAUUUUCCUGCACAGGUGAGCUUUGCGAUUCAUAAAGAAUGUCUGCCCCUGCAUGAGACUGUUUUUAAGUUUGCUCUAAGAGAUAACUACGAGGGCUUCAAAUUUAAAGCAGAACUCACCCGCCAGCAAGUAAAGGAUCUCUCAUCAUUGUUCCCGGCAUUAAGUACUGCAGCAUCAGUGGCUUCAGUUCCACAGGUGGCUCCAUCACAGGCAAUUCGACAUCCAGCAUUAGUGGAUCAGUUCCAACCCCCAUUGAUGCUGCCUCCUUCACAGGAUCCGUAUCUAGCUGGAGCACAGCCUGGUUAUGCAGCACCUAUAGUUGAGCCUCAUUCUGUUCAACAAAGGGUGCUAAAUGACCCAUAUUACUAUGCAGAGAGUCAACGUCCUUACUUGGCUGAAGAUAAUGCCCAGAUAACGCGGGACCCUUAUUCCAGGUAUGCGGGACUGCAGCAGAUGGCCCCUCGUGACCAAUUUGCAAACAUUGCUGCUGGAUACUACAACUACCCAACUACUGCGACCUCUCAUAGUCCACAACUUACGCAUCUUCCGCGUUUCGAUAUAGGGUACGAUCUGCAGCGGAAGAAUGUUGCCGGAUAUUACACCACCUACCCAAUUCCUGCAACUUCUCUUGGUCCACCACUUGUGCAUCAUCCGCAUGGGGGGAGAGAAUUUGAUCAGGAGCGGGAGGAUGUUGCAAGGUCCUACGCUACCUACCCAAUUCCUGCAACUUCCCAAGGUCCCCCAGUUAUGCAUCAUCCGCAUGGGGGGAGAGAAUUUGAUCAGCAGCGGGAGGAUGGUGCAAGGUCCUACACUGCCUACCCAAUUCCUCCAACUUCCCAAGGUCCCCCAGUUAUGCAUCAUCCGCAUGGGGGGAGAGAAUUUGAUCAGCAGCGGGAGGAUGUUGCAAGGUCCUACACUGCCUACCCAAUUCCUGCAACUUCCCAAGGUCCCCCAGUUAUGCAUCAUCCGCAUGGGGGGAGAGAAUUUGAUCAACAGCGGGAGGAUGUUGUGAGGUCUUACAGUACCUUCCCAAUUACUGCAACUUCUCAAGGUCCCCCGGUUAUGCAUCCACAUGGGCAGUUUCCCGGAACGCCCCCAAUUCCUGCAACUUCUCAAGGUCCCCCGGUUAUGCAUCCACAUGGUCAGUUUCCCAGAACGCCCAUGAGUAGUUUUCCUGUCUCUUUCAAUUAUUUCUUUGAUGGAACCAAUCAGGUAUACCGAGGGGCCAAAAUGGGCAACUGCUGUGACGGCGGCGGAGGUACAGCGGUUGGCGGCGCCGAUUUUUCUCCGGGUGGCGGCCCUAACGACGCUGUUGAUUACUUCCUGACAUCCCACGGCCACCACGGUCUCUUCUCUCAGAUCGAGUUAUCAUUAUCUGCUUCAAACUUACAUGAUCGGGAUGCGCUUUCCAAGAGUGACCCUAUGGCAGUUAUUUACGGUAAGGGGAGAGAUGGAGUACUUAAAGAGAUUGGGCGUACCGAAGUGGUUUUAAAUUCGUUGAAUCCCAAGUGGAUCAGAAAGCAUACAGUGGCCUACCAUUUUGAGGUGGUGCAGACUUUGUUGUUUCGCGUGUAUGAUGUUGACAGUCAGUGGCAUGAUCUAGAUGUGAAGAUGCUUAAGCUGGAUGACCAGGAAUUUCUCGGCGAGGCCACUUGCACAUUGUCUGAGAUAGUCACCAAAACAUACAGGUCAUUGACCUUAGAUCUUGUACAAGAAGAUGAAUCUAAUGGCUCAAACCAUUCCAGAAAUUUUGGCACUCUCACCGUUCAUGCUGAAGAAUCUGUUAUCUCAAAGACUAGAACAGAGUUCAUAUUCAGGUGUUCCGAUUUGGAAUCUAAGGAUCUGUUCUCAAAAAGUGACCCUUUUCUGGUUAUAUCAAAAACUGUGGAGAGUGGUGCCCCCAUUCCCAUUUGUAAAACUGAGGUUUUGCAAAAUGAUCUCAAUCCGACAUGGAAACCAAUAUCUCUGAAUGUUCAGCAGGUUGGAAGCAAGGACACACCGUUAAUUAUAGAGUGUUUUAACUUCAACAGCAAUGGUAAACACGACUUAAUUGGAAAAGUUCAGGAAUCACUAGCAGACUUAGAAAAGCUUCAUUCUGUUGGGCAGGGGGAACAUUUAUCCAUACCAACUGCCGUUGGACAUAAUCAUCACAAGAAGAUCUGCAAGAGUCAGCUAUUUGUAGACAAGUUUUGUGAGAAGGUGGAACACACAUUCCUGGACUACUUGUCUCAUGGAUGUCAGCUGAAUUUCAUGGUCGCCAUUGAUUUUACAGCAUCCAAUGGGAAUCCCCGCCUCCCUGAUUCAUUACAUUAUAUUGACCCUUCUGGACGGCCAAAUGCAUACCAGAGAGCAAUUUUAGAUGUUGGAGAGGUAUUGCAGUUCUAUGAUUCAGAUAAGCGGUUUCCUGCAUGGGGUUUUGGAGCCCGUCCAAUCGAUGGUCCAGUCUCCCAUUGUUUUAACCUAAAUGGAAGCAGCAACUACUGUGAGGUUGAAGGAAUCCAUGGAAUUAUGGCAUCAUAUACAAAUGCACUGUUUAACGUUUCACUUGCCGGCCCAACUCUUUUUGGACAUGUGAUUACCACUGCUGCACAGGUUGCUGCCCAGGCUCUAGCACAUAAUCAACAAAAGUACUUUGUUUUAUUGAUAAUCACGGAUGGAGUUAUAACAGAUCUCCAAGAAACAAAAGAUGCUCUUGUGAUGGCAUCCGAUCUACCAUUAUCAAUCCUUAUUGUUGGAGUUGGAGGGGCAGAUUUUAAAGAGAUGGAGAUUUUGGAUGCAGAUAAAUAUGAGAAACUUGAAAGUUCCACUGGACGUGUUGCAUCCCGUGAUAUAGUCCAGUUUGUUCCGUUUCGAGAUGUACAUAGUGGAGAGGUCUCCGUUGUUCAAUCACUUCUUGCAGAAUUACCUUCCCAAUUUCUAACCUACAUGAGAAACAGAGAUAUGCAACCAAGCACGUGAUUAUACAAACAUCUUUAAUACAACAGUUCAUUCAAUUGUUUGUUGUCACGCCAGAUGAGUUCCCCAUUGUUGAGCCAGGGUGUGAUGCCACCUCUUGGUUUUUCUUGAGGCCUAUUUCAUCUUUUUUUUUUUAAUAGAAAAGAUAGUUUCUUGGGUUGGCCUUCACAAUUGAGCAAAUGUUCAUUUGGUGUAUAGCAGCUACACAGAUCUUUAUGGUUCACAUAGUCGAUAAUCCGAGGGGUUUUCUCUUUGUUUUUGA
Rhododendron vialii is the source of this 3965-nucleotide messenger RNA. RefSeq lists its product as uncharacterized. The coding region runs from base 44 to 3706 and encodes 1220 amino acids. Gene Ontology annotation, molecular function: calcium-dependent phospholipid binding. The transcript is spliced from 22 exons. NCBI's taxonomy places the organism in Eukaryota, Viridiplantae, Streptophyta, Magnoliopsida, Ericales, Ericaceae. The record is from RefSeq and is a predicted model, not a curated record. Gene Ontology annotation, cellular component: plasma membrane. Gene Ontology annotation, biological process: cellular response to calcium ion.